UUUGAUGGAGGGGGAAACGAGAAGAUCGAACUAACGAAACGCCCCUUCCAAUCCAAUACUCCAAUGUUCGCGCACCUAGGUUAGAUUUAUUUUAUGCCUCUAAUUGUAAGGAGGACGACGUUUCAUUCAGUUAUGGCGGAAAAUGUUUUCAUCCUGUGAUGAAUACUAAGUUAAUGAUUGUGUCGGUUUUAUCGACUUGGCCGAUCGCGCUGACCUGAAGAACGAGUCCCGAUUUGGUUUGACAGUUCAGCACUUAUAAAUAUUAUCGUAUAAUCAUGGAUACGCGUGGCAUCGAAGUCACGAAUCAACUUCGAAGCGCCAUUCGCGCCAAACUCAAUGAAUUAGGUGUGCGCUACGAUGAGGAACUGCCAGAUUACAUAUUGGUGAUGGUGGUCAACAAGAAAUCCCGUCAACAGAUGCACGAUGAUCUGAAUCUGUUUCUAGAAGACUGCACAACUAUAUUUGUAGACUGGCUGCACGAUCAAGUGCUAAAGAAACUGCAAAAAGUCACUGUGGCGAAGAAGAAGUCAUCCCGUGAAUUUGUACCUACAGUGGUGGUGAAACAGGAGGAGGAGAGAAAGAAACGAAAACUAUCUGCGACCUCGUUUCUAGAGGAUCAGGCUGUGGAACAGUCUACUGUCGACAAGUCGUCAGAUAAGAACUCAAAGAACGAUAAACCAUCACAAUCUGUGCAAAAGCAACAGACAGUAAAACCUUCUGUAUCUUCCAAUCAAAACUCAGAACAGAGUUUUAACAAGGGUGUGGAGAAAAACGCGAGGAACGUUGUACAAAGCAACAAAAAUAAAACGGACGAGGUGUCGACACAAGAGUCUAUCUCCUCGAACAGACUGCAACAGGAUUUCGAGCGCGACGAAAACGCGAUUACUGAAGAAAAUUCUGUCCUGAAGACCGCGGAUCAGAGAUCUAACGAGACACCGGGUAAUAAAAGCUUGAAGAGAUCUCUUGAAACUUCUAAUAGUCGUCAGGACAGCGUCGAGAAGAAAGACAACGAGGUGAAGCGACCAAAAUCCUCCGAAGAGGAGGAAAAGAAGGAAGCGUCAACAUCACCGGACACAAUUUCUAAAAAGUUGAAGUCCUGCGUGAACAAACCAAAGAUCACAUCCGUUGUGUCGGUGAAGAACCGACUCGGCAUAGUUUCCCCGCGGAAGAAGUUCGAGGUCUACAGGGAAAAGGAAGGGAACAAUCGUUCUCGUCCGCUGGAGAAGCGAUUCGACAAGUAUCGUUACGACAAUGAGCGCGGCAAAAGUAGCAGAAAUUUCGAAGCGGACGAUCGAACUUUGCGACGAAACCGCGACGGCGAGUCCUCGCGUCAUCACGAACAGCUGACGACCAGAUCGAAUGACGUGAGGAGUCGAAUAGAGAGCAACAAGAACGAGAGACUGAACAAAAACGCGACAGAAUCCAGGGAGAGGAUCCUGAAUACCGGUUCUUCCAAAACUGACGCAUUUGCCACGAGAAAGAUUACAUCUACCGUGAAGGAUCGUCUGGGUAUCGCGGGUAUCGUCAAUAAUAAAACACAGAAGCAGUCUGUAAAGUCGCAAGAGACGGAUUACUGGAACAGCUCGAGGAAUCCAGAACAAAUCGGCAACAACAAUAAGAAUAUCAAGGACAGACUAGGUCCGGUAAGGACCAACUUUAGGCCGGUGCAUAAAACUAGACAGUCUCGCGAUAGCGAGGACGACGCAUCUAUGAAUCUUGGCGCCGAAGAGGACGAUGCAGAGGUAGAAGAAGAGGACGACGAGCUGGACAAUGCCGCUCAGUCGUUGACGGGUCCUGUGAAAUCGCACAUAGUCGCCGUGAACAGGUCUGCAUCGUCCGUCAGGAUCGAAAGGAAACGAUCGAAACCCACGAACGAAGUUCCGAUUCAAUACUUCAGUUUUGGAAGCGCGAAAUCGCAGCCGGAUAAGAUGGACAGAGGAGAGUCCAGCGAUGCGGAUGACGUAAACGUCGAGGACACGAGGCUGCCGAGCAAAGUAAUCGUCACACCUAGACCCUUGAAGCCGCUGCAACCGACGCAGAAGCGAGCCACGCAGUCGCUUCUAUUAAGAGCGGUCGCAGAGGCGAAUCAGUCCGUUGUCACGCAAAAAAAUCCGGAACCGUCCCUGUUGGACAAGAAGCCGGUCUUAAAACGUCUUAAGCCUACUCCAGCUCGUGAUGUAAGUCAAAACUUGUCGGUACAUUUUAAUUCUAAUAAGAGACUGGUCAUGGAAAAGAUUCAAGUCGAAUUAAACACGGUAGAUAAUCUGGAGACGGAAGACGUCGAACCUUACGUGCCUCAGGCGGUGACGGACGAGCAUAUGGGAGUUGUGAUGUCGUUGUUCCAAAGGAGCGACGACAAUCAGAAGUUUCUGGUCACUCUGAACGGAUACAACAACAAUCUGAAGGAGAAGAUCAGCUCCGAGGAGGACGACGAGCGACUGGAGAUGGAGGUGAACGAGGACGACGAGCUCGCGCUGUUGACGACGCAUAGCGAGGCGUACGUAGCGACGACGACGACAUCGACGUCGGCGCUUGCACCUACAUCGACGAUGAUCGACUUGGAAGCAGGCGCGUUCAGAAUAACGGAGGACGACGCGGAAGACGUCAGUCCGAAGGAAACGAGCGGAGAGGAGAACAAUGAGAACUGCAAUACGGAGAAUAUGGAUAAGACUGACGAGAUGCCGCGAAGACGCAGAAAAUUGAGUCCUAUAAUAUAUAACAGAUCUCAGUCACCGAGUCCCACGCGGUUGAAAUCUACCGCUUCGUUAUUGCCGACGCUAGUCACCAAACUUAUGGAUAAGAAACCGGAAAGUACAAGCGUAACUGUACCAGAUAAAUCUAGGGAGAACUGUAGAUACUGGCCAAAUUGUACACUAGGAAACAAAUGCGCAUACCUUCAUCCUCCUCUUAUGUGCAGUGCCUUUCCAGCGUGCAAGUUCGGGGACAAGUGCGCCUACAAGCAUCCCAAGUGCAAGUUUGGUUUAUCUUGCACGAAGUUGGGCUGCGUGUUUUCUCAUCCCGCUCAGCAGUGCAAGUACCAUCCGUUUUGCACAAAACCAGCAUGUCCAUACUCUCAUCCGGCUACUUCCACUCCGACAACGGAAGCGACGAAUCAGCGGGCAAAGUUUACUUGGCGACGGCGAGAUUGAGCGAAUCUUGUCGUACAUUGUUCUAUCGAGAAAUAAUCGAGUUUUAAAUCGCAAAAAAUUACUUUGUAUAGGUCGACGAUAAGACACGUACCUCAUGCAAAUUUCAAAUGUUGACGCGAGAUUGUCGUAUCGAAAUUACUGAAUUGACUUCAUUAUUGAAGAAUGUUAGUGAAGAAUGUAUCUGGAAAAAAUUAUGAAGGUUUUAGUCAUGAUUUAUUAUAUCGGAUCAUAGUUUCUAACUUUCCUCUGGUGAUGUUUAAUGUGAAAUAGAGAGAGAGACAGAGAAAGAAGAAAUCAUACAAUCUUUAAAGCGUUUAAUUUUAAUUAAAGCAAAUUAAAAUUACUUGUUAAAGCUUUAAUUUGUAAUUUAGGAUACAUUAAGUUGUUGAUUUACUUCCCUCUUAUUCAUCUAUUUUCGUAAAUAAUAAGCUCGCGCGUAUGCGUCGUCAGUCCGUAUUGGACGAUCUGCUGCCAUUUUUAGAUUAUAGUUCUAUGUAUGAUGUACUGAAGAGGAAAGAUGUAGCUUAGUUUUAAACAUGGCUAAUCGACAUUGAUUCUAUCAGCUUUAGGAUGAUUCUAAGAUUCCUUCUUUCAUAACGCAAGAUACAUCUUGCCGCAACAAUUUGAUUUAUUACGUGUAUUAUAUAGUGAACACCGCGUGAAUAUGCUCGAGAAUGUGUCGCCAAUUGUGCGCUUCUAAGUAUAUUGUCAAAUGUAUACACAUACACACACACACAAUAAAAUCUGAAGAUAGGAAAUAUGAGAAGGAAAGAUUCAAUGUUUCAAAAAUAAAACUAAUUUAUAGAAAAUAAUUAUGCAUUUGCUUUUGAUAAUGAUAUGUCUCAAUAAUAUUAUAAAUCUGAUGCGCGACAGCUUUCCAUUGUGUUAUGAAUAAUACAGAACCUCUUUUGCUUUCUAUGAUUUUAUACAAUUUGUGUAAAAUUAAAUAAAUGUGUUGGAAUAUCAAAGUAUUUGGCUUUUAUGAUGCUAGUUUUAUUCUUGAAACUUUAUCUUUUUCACACACAUUUCAUUUUCAAAUUAUAUUUUCUACAUAUACAUAUUUUAUAGAUAUAUUUAAUGAAUUAAGCUCUAUCAAUAUCUAGAAUGAUAUCAAUUGCUCGAUAGAAAAAUUGUUAUAAUUAUCUUUCAUUAUUCUCUUCUUUUUUCUAUCUAAAGCAUCAAUCAUCAAUUUAAUAGUAAUCAGCAUUGACUGAAACUAGAGGAUGAUACUCAUAGAUACUUCUUGUCACGGUUGACAAUUCCUAUAAAAAAAAAUAUGAAUGCUUGGUCUAGAUAUAUAUAUAUAUAUAUAUAUAUUGUUACAAAAAUUUACUUUUACUCAUUUUGGGCUAUGGCAAAUCUCUUUUUUUGAAAAUAUUUAUAAUUAAAAGUAUAAAUCAGUCAUCUUCACCAGAAUGAAGAAAAGCAUGGUAAAAGCUGGAUAUUUUGAUAUUUGACCAUGUUUAUGUAAUUGAUACGAAUUGUAUAGAACCGUAAGAGUGAUUUUGUUAUUAUUUAUCUAGUGCUAAUAAAUUAUUGUGCAUCAGGCGCAUAAUAUUAAUUGAGACCUGUUAUUAUUAGAAGCAAAAAUAUAUAAUGAUUUCUGUAAAUUGUAA
This is a messenger RNA of Nylanderia fulva, 4765 nucleotides long. RefSeq names its product Nuclear polyadenosine RNA-binding 2 (gene Nab2). Gene Ontology annotation, molecular function: metal ion binding; poly(A) binding. Gene Ontology annotation, cellular component: cytoplasm; nucleus. The record is from RefSeq and is a predicted model, not a curated record. Gene Ontology annotation, biological process: regulation of mRNA stability. NCBI's taxonomy places the organism in Eukaryota, Metazoa, Arthropoda, Insecta, Hymenoptera, Formicidae.